Molecule: messenger RNA, 4502 nt
Organism: Coregonus sp. 'balchen'
Lineage: Eukaryota; Metazoa; Chordata; Actinopteri; Salmoniformes; Salmonidae
Source: the annotation of a GenBank genome assembly
AUGGCUCGCUUCGCAGAAGAUCUACCCACCCGCAAUGGAGGUGGAGGAGGCAGAGGUGCGCCGGGCGCAGGCAGAGGGGGCGCCCGGGCGGGUGGUCCUCCAGGCGGCCAAAGGAUGUACAAGCAGUCGAUGGCUCAGAGAGCCAGGACAAUGGCCAUAUACAACCCUAACCCAGUCAAACAGAACUGCUUCACUGUCAACCGAUCAAUGUUCAUCUUUCGAGAGGACAAUCUCAUUAGGAAGUAUGCUAAGCGAAUAACCGAAUGGCCAUAUCCUUUCCUACCCAAAACCAGGGUACACAUUGGUGUUUGUAUAACGCAUCUAUCCUUAUUUGACAAACACAGACUGGUAGAUUUUCAUUAAGAAACAUGACACAGGGAGUGAAGAGCUUUUAUUUUAUUUAAAAAUGUCAAUUAAAUGCAUAACCCUAUGUCUGCUUUUACUGAAAAUGACAAAUGUAUGCCCUUUGUCACCAUUUCGAAGCUCAUCUGUCAGUGAACUCAAAAUCGAUUAUUACAUUAUAGGAUGUAUGCCUAUUCUGGUGUAAAUGAUUAGUUCAUUAAACCUCUUGCUUAACCCCUGGUGCACCUGUCACUCAGUGUUCUGCCUGAUUGGACACGAGAAAUGAUUUCCCCCCAAUAGUGUUAGCAUACAGUUUAAUAACUUGGCAAGAUGUCCUAUGUACCGUGUACACAUUCACGAAUUUUGCACGACUACUUGUUACUUCUCCAAAAAUAUUUUGUUGUGAUCCAACUACCUACUCGCUAGAUUCAGUUUUCAGUUUCAAUUGUAAGUGAGCGAGUUUAAUCUCUAUAAUGUGUAUGUAUAUUUUUUGUUCUCUCAGCGCUUGCUUCUCUUGGAUUAGGGUUCGUUUUUUAAUUCACCUUCUCUGUAUUCCAUCUCGUUUGUACAUUGCCUGUUUGUGUGUUAGAAGGUUCGUUUCAACUGUUGCUGUUCACGGAUUUUUCCGUUUCCAUGGUAAAGUGAGCGCUCAGUGAGUUGGAGAGGAGAUCGCUGGCUCUGAGGUUGUAAAACGCCUCGCUUCGUCUGAAGGGCAGAUUCCACCAUGCAUUUUUCGUAUUUGUUCACUCAAAGUCGAGGAAGGCUUGUUUUGUGCUUUUUGCGAGGGGCAAAAUGCAGUGUUUAGGCUUCUGGCGGCCCCUGGGCAAACGAUUCUAGGGUGAUAUGUCGAUGGGUCAGUAAAGCCUUCCCAUUCCUCCUCGACUCGCUACAUAGACAAUGGAUUGAAAUGGUCACCCAACUGGAAAGAUGUUGUAACCCAAGUGUAGCUCUUGGCCAGGGUUUUAGCAACACUGCAUGGGCAGACCAUGGUCUGUUGCUGUAGUGUGUGGGAUUAGCCUAUCAUCUUUUAUUUCUGACCAUAUGUAGCCUAAUUCACACAGCAUGGCUGUCUAUUGGACUCCUGUUCAGUCAAUGUCAUUAAUUGGUUAACUGAGCUCAAUGAGUCAGUGACAUCCUAAAGCUGAAUAUAUUUUCUGCUCAUCCAAAUAGAUCAAUCUGUUCUGUGGCACCUCAGCUGGGUGGUGGCUGGUGGUGACAGUGGCACUGUUUAGCAAUGCUCAUUGUACACAAACCCUGUUGAGGCAACUCUCACCAGCCUUUUACACAAUUUGUGUAUUUUAGCAUAUAUUUUUUUUAAUCUAGGUUAUUCUACGACAAUAGAGAUUUUUACCACGUAUCUUAUAUGUUGGAGUUAGUAUUUUUUAUUGUGCUUGAAAUUCUCUGUCAUGGCUUGUGUUCCUUAACCUGCACACUCCGUUUGAGUACUUGAUCCUGGCCACCAUCAUCGCCAACUGCAUCGUACUGGCCCUGGAGCAGCACCUACCAGCCAACGACAAGACCCCCAUGUCAGAACGUCUGGUAAGACACUCAACCUGCUGUGUCCCAAAUCGAUUUUUUGUGUCCCAAAUGGCACCCUAUUCCCCAUUGUCUUCCGUCAGAUGGUGUCAUUCUAACACGACACGCAGUUGCCAGGAGCCAUAGUGGACUAUGUAGGGAAUAUGGUUCCAUUUGGGACACAGCCUAUGAUAACUAUACCUAUCAUACUUUCUAUAACUUUACUUAGUGUUCCAAUUUAUAUACUUAUACAGUGUUGUCUUCUGUUUGUUUGCUGUAAAAGUGUAGAAUGUUACAUUGUUAUUUUAGCUGAUUUUGAAGAGGGAAAUAGGUAGUUAGACAGAUCGAAACAGAGAAUUCACUCAGAGCUAUUGCUCAUUUUGAGCUUUCCACCACUGGAGCUCAGUGAUGAGGCAGCCCAGUCAGCCCUAAACAACUCCUCCCAGAGGGCCCUGAGUCCCAGACACACCUCCAGUACAUGGGAGAGCAGCACCCCUUCCUCAUUAGUGCCUGGAAGCAUGGAGAUGUGUGUGUCUCCCUCCUCCUGGCUCUCAUUCUGUAUGUCAGUUGAGCCUCACACUGAGCGGGCUUUGAUCCCCCCUUCUCCUCCACAGGCCCCCUGUUCCCCUGCCUGCUCACACACGCAACUUAAACCCCCGUUUGAACUCUGCCAGUCAAGUCAUUAAACCAAUGCUGUUUUAAGCUGUGAAAAUCUUAAACAGCAUCUUUUCACUUUAAGCUGUGAGAGAAUGAAACUGGGAGGGGCUGCCACACAGCCAUUGGAGGAUUGUGGUGCUGCUUCUCUAACACAGCGUCUACAGUCAGGACACGCAUAGAAUAGCAUUACGUUGUUCAGCACUUAGCUCACAGAUGCGGUCUUAAGGACGUUUUGACUCCUGGGAGUCAGCAUAGAAUAGUGGAAAAGGCAUAAAAAGCGCUUUUGCAACAGCUUGGCGAGAUAAGGUUAAUGACUCCCCUCAAAUGCAGCCACCUGCUCCUGUUUACAAUUAUCUCCGUAAUUGUGAUGCAACAUCAGCAGCGGCGUAGUGGCACAAGAAAACAUAAGGUACUCGACACCUGAGAAACUGAUUAGUGUUAGUAGAGAGAGAGAGAAAGAGAAUACGUCUCCCCUCCUCCUUUCUCCCUCCUUCCCCUCAAGUAGAAGCAUGUAAUACCAGCAUCCUUUAUGGUCCAGGAUGAAUAGAUUGAGGUGUGUCUUAAGUGGAGCUCCUGAUAAUAGAACAUUGUCAAUGGGCGUUGUUGUUCAGAGUUUUACCCUCGUGGUCCCCUGUGAUUUCCCCUCUGCCCCUCCAGAGCCAUUUACUAUAGAUGGAGCGUUCAUUAUUCAUGAGCAUUUGACAUUUAUACCUUAUGUUAACACAGUCUACUGUACUACAUAAUGCUUUAUGGAUGGACCAUCCAACCUAGCCAUUAUAUAAGGCUUGGCAUAGCAUUGUUUUGUCUGCUAUCUCUUUUAUAGCAGACUCAAUGCUCUUCAUUAGUCUUUCCUUACAUUAAAGCCCUGAGAGCCUCAGCCCUGUGUGGUCUUGAUAGUCAGCGGGAGGCCCAGAAUCAUUUCACUGGCUGAACAACAAACCAGUUAUUUAAAACUUUAUUUUUCUGAACCAUCUCCUGUUACAGUGACGCUAAUAAAACUGGUAUAUUUUAAUUGUUCUUGAUUGUUGUUAGAUUUACCUUACAGGUAGUGAAAAGCUCACAUACCAUUUAACGCUGUUCUCAAGUCUGUCAAACUCAUUUGUGAUUAUUUGCGUUGGGAAGCCUGGGUUGGGGGUUGGGUUCAUGGAGCUGUGGAGAGAGCGAAAGAAAGAGAGGGAAGUUAGUGUUAAUCCGUGAGAUAUCCUCUGCUAGUGCCUGUGUGUGUAACAGGGCCUCCGGUCUCCACUGACAUUAAUGGAAGGGAGUGAAAAGUGUCAUAUCAUAGGUGUACUGCUUUGAACAAGGGCAAGGGUCAUCCUAGCUUAAAAAUUGUUUUUUGUUAAAGAUCUUCAUACCACUCCAAUGGUUUGUUAAUUGUUUUAAUGUUUUGUUAAAUAUAUUUAACAAGAAGCCAAUCACUAAUAGCCCUUUUGGAGACUACAAAGCCUCAUUAAAUUAUAAUUUCUGUGUAAAUUGUAAUCAUACUAAUUUGCUAUCAAUUAGUAAGAUUUGUUAAGAGUAAAAUGUAAGCUAUUAUCUUACGCAGGUGAUAACAUGUUAUGAUAAAUGCGUAAAUCUCACUGAUUGAAAAUGGUGUCCAAGAUUACAGUUGGUCUUCUGGUAUAGGCUGUUUUCACUCCCCCUCUUUUCUCCUCCUCUUUUCAUCCACCAAGAGAGGGUUCCGUUCCUUGACCCAUUCUCCGCAUGCUGGUAGAAAAGUCAAAGAAACAAUCCCCCUUCUCUUUCCCCCUCUCUCUCUCUUCUGCCAUUCUUCAUUAACCUCUCACUUACUUCUAAGAAAAAGGUAUCUCUCCCUCUCCCUUGUUCCCUGUCUCUCUCUGCAGGAUGACACAGAGCCCUACUUUAUUGGAAUAUUCUGUUUCGAGGCUGGCAUUAAGAUUAUCGCCUUGGGCUUUGCAUUUCACAAAGGCUCGUACCUCCGCAACGGCUGGAACGUAAUGGACUUUGUGGUCGUCCUCACUGGGUGA